Messenger RNA from Sorex araneus (European shrew), 2186 nucleotides. RefSeq names its product carboxypeptidase N subunit 2 (gene CPN2). Gene Ontology annotation, cellular component: plasma membrane. NCBI's taxonomy places the organism in Eukaryota, Metazoa, Chordata, Mammalia, Eulipotyphla, Soricidae. Gene Ontology annotation, molecular function: protein binding. The transcript has 3 exons. Bases 103 to 1716 code for a protein of 537 amino acids. The record is from RefSeq and is a predicted model, not a curated record.
GCCGUGCCCAGCACACAGGCCCUUCUGUCCGCGGGGAGAGCCAGGACACUGUCCCCACACACCCGUAAGGAUCUUCUUGUGAGUUCUUCCUGAGAACAGGAGAUGCUGCCCGGCCCGUGGCCCGGCUGGCUCUGCCUCUGCCUCCUGCUCCUGGCCCGGCCCGCCCAGCCCUGCCCCACGGGCUGCGACUGCUUCUCCCACCAGGUCUUCUGCACCGACGAGGCCCUGGAGGCCGUCCCGCCCACCUUCCCCCUGCACGCCACCGACGUGGUCUUCGUGGAGACCUCCUUCACCACCCUGCCCACUGGGGCCUUCAGCGGCAGCCCCCACCUGACCAGGGUGGUCUUCCUCAACACGCAGCUCUCCCGCCUGGGGCCGGAUGCCUUCGGGGGGCUUCCCGGGCUGGCCGACCUGGAGAUCACGGGCAGCAGCUUCUUCAACCUCAGCGCCGCCCCCUUCUCCCACCUGCACUCGCUGCUCAAGUUCACCCUCUCCUUCAGCGCGCUGCGGACCCUGCCCGAAGACCUCUUCCGCCACAUGGGCGCCCUGGAGUCCCUCGCCCUGCAGGGCAACCGGCUCCAGAGCCUGCCCGGCCGGCUCUUCCAGCCCCUGGCGCGGCUCAGGACCCUCAACCUGGCUCAGAACCUCCUGGCCCAGCUCCCGGGAGAGCUGUUCGCGCCCCUGGGCCGGCUGCAGAGCCUGCGGCUGAGCCACAACCUGCUGGGCAGCCUGCCCGAGGGCGCCUUCGGCGGGCUGGGCGGCCUGCAGGAGCUCUCCCUGGACAGCAACGCGCUCUCGGAGCUGCCGGCCGGGCUCUUCUCCCCGCUCAGGGGCCUGGAGAAGCUCUGGCUGCACCACAACGCCCUGGGCCAGCUGCCGCCGUCCCUCUUCUCGUCCCUGGCCAACCUCACCCACCUGAGCUUGCUGGACAACGGGCUGCGGACGCUGCCCGAAGGCCUCUUUGCCCGCAACCGGCGCCUCGUGGCUCUGUCCCUGUCGCACAACCAGCUGCGGGGCGUCCCCCCGGGGGCCUUCGCCGAGCUGUCCAGCCUCACCACCCUGACGCUCUCCCACAACGCCAUCGCCCAGUUGCCGGCCGGUGUCUUCCGGGACCUGGUGGAGCUGACCAGGCUCUACCUGGGGAGCAACAACCUCACGGCCUUGCCCCCCGGCCUCUUCCAGAACCUGUCCAAGCUGGAGCUGCUCGGCCUGUCCGAGAACCUCCUGACCACGCUCCCGGAGGGCCUCUUCGACGACAACUACAACCUCCUCAGCCUGGCGCUGCACGGGAACCCCUGGCAGUGUGACUGCCACCUGGGCUACCUCUUCCGCUGGCUGCAGCAGUACAGCGACCAGCUCCCCAACGCCCGGACCUUCUGCGCCGGCCCCGCCUACCUCAGGGGCCAGCUGGUGCCCGCCCUGACCGAGGAGCAGCUGGUGUGUCCCGUCUCCCCAGCCCCGGGGCCAGGGGACAGCUGGGGUCUGGUGUCCGCGGGAAAGCCCCCCCAGAGCCGCUGUAGCUACAGCAACCCCGAGGGCACGGUGGUCCUGGCCUGCGACGAGACACACUGUCGCUGGCUGCGCCUGCAGCUGUCCGCCCGGCAGGGCACCGGCGCGGGCCUGCCCUACAACGCCAGCCAGGCGUGGGACUUGACGUCGGCCUGCGGCACUGUGAGGGUGACCGUGUCCAUCGAGGCGCGGGCAGGGGGCCCCUAGGUGCACGGCGGACAGAGCCUGGAGCUGGGCGACGGCCUCGGGGGUCUGAUGGCAGCAGGAGGAGGUGAGAGUCAGAGCGUUUGGUUUUCAGGUGUGGGGCAGACGGGGGCCUCCCAAAGCGAGCACGGGAGAGGCCAGCUCCACGGCCCGGGUCUCCUCUUCCUCUCCUGCCUCCGUGGCUCCCCUCUCCGAGUCCGGCCUGCCGACAGGAGACGCCCCGUCCUUCCACUUUGCAAAGAACCAAUGAGAGCAGCACCGAGGGCCGGGGGUCUCCGGCAGGUCAGUUCAUACUCAACCCCAUGCUCACCACCCCCCAAAUUGCAGCCCAGAGGGGACCCUCCCACCGCUGCUCAUCCAGAUGCUUCCCUCUUGGAUCCCCCCAGCUCGAAAGACAAAAAUGGGGCCGGAGCGAUGGGACAGUGGGGAGGGCGUUUGCCUUGCACGCGCCGACCCAGGUUUAGCCCCCAGCA